This is a messenger RNA of Haplochromis burtoni (Burton's mouthbrooder), 1568 nucleotides long. RefSeq lists its product as uncharacterized. The coding region runs from base 169 to 1107 and encodes 312 amino acids. The transcript is spliced from 7 exons. Lineage: Eukaryota; Metazoa; Chordata; Actinopteri; Cichliformes; Cichlidae. The record is from RefSeq and is a predicted model, not a curated record.
GGUUGUCACGGCAACGUUGUGUAUGAUCGAGCGCGUGCCAAACGAGCGUGAAAAUAGUUAUAAGUAGGAGUACCUAUAGCUAACUUGUCUUCACUGGAAAACAAUGGGAAGGGUGAAACAGCGAGCUAUUUCAGUCAGGGGAGGCCUGAAGUACUAAAGCGGAGAGCGAUGUCAAGUCAUAACCUGCCACCGGUGCGCCAUUUGCCACACUGGACCAGAGGGCGGCUAGAGAAGCCUUGCUCGCUACGACGCUUACCGGCUAACCCUGAACAGCGGCUCCCGCUACCUGUUAUCAAGCCAGCGGGCAGAGCAGCGGCAGAGACGUCCUGUCAGAGCGGCAGCACGGACCUCCGAGUUGCUUCACUGCAAAGAAACGUCCAGUUCCUACAAGAACAGCACAAGGAAACACUGAAGAAGCUCCACGCAGAGAUAGAGAACCUCAGACGGGAGAAUAAAGAGUUGAAGUAUAAGCUGAUAAUGGAGCCUCCUAAGUCAAGUAGAAAAGUUGCACACAGUCGACAAAACUGUAGACCACCCACUCAGGGCAGUCAAGCCCAUACUGGACUGUACGUGGAGGAGCCACUGCAGGACAUGAGACUCUUGCAGGACCAGGCUCUCGGUAGCAUUGGAGCAAGCACUGAAAUUCUGGAUUCAGCCAGGCAGGACCAUGGCACGGAGGCCAAUGGGCGCCUCAUCACUUCACUGCAGCCUCUCCGAAUUCACAGCAGUUCCUCCCAGCCCCCACGGGCCCCCACACUACAGGAGUGUGAGAUCAUCAUCCGACAGCUAUAUAAUGCUAACAGCUUACAGUCUCAGGAGAUCGUGCGUGUGAAAGCACUGCUCAGAGACAUCGUUUCAAACAAGAAAAUCACCCCAGAAAAGUACAUCAUGGCUAAGGCCUACCUUUCAGAUGGAACUCGCGGGUCUUUAGAAGAAAACAAAUUACCAAAACUUGGCCUUCAAUCAUUCCCAGAAAAACAGUGUGGAACAUCUCAGUCUGGGGUUGUCUUCCCUGCCCUCAAACAGAGCCUUGGCUACAACAUUGCAGAUAGACAGAAGAGGUCCCGUGCUGUGCAGAGAGACCGUUUGAGAAGGGCUGUUCAGUGACAGGAACACAAAUACCAGAGCAUAUUUCUGUGGUAUAUAAUGAAAUAAAGCAUUUCUGAUUGAUGAUGUUUUAUGAUGUCAUAAAGUUGAGCAGGAUAGAGUGGUCGCAGCAGGAAUCGCACAACACUUAGUCAAUGACGGCCCAGUUGGAUUACCUCUUCCAGUAAGCCUUGCCAGUGUGAAGCAGCAUGCCGUACGGAAGCGCCUCCCUUAAGUGGAAUGCAACCAUCAUUAACACACCUGUGUGCUUCCUGUCAUGGCAUGUCAAAAUGUCUGCUGCUCGGGAAAAAAAACCCUAUACAGACACGUCACGUUUAUUGACAAUUAUUGCUCAUAAUGAUGUGUAAGAUGGACAGAUAACACAAAUAAUGCUCUAUAAGGCCUGGAUUUUUUUUAGUUUUUCUACAUAGCAGAAGGACUGAUUUCAGCUUUUCACUGGGAAUAUUUUUUUUUUCAACCAU